AAACAUUUUAUUUUCUUAAAUAUAAUUAAUUCUUUAUUUUCUUCUAUUUAAGCUGACAAUUUGGAGAAUUAAUAUACGCUUGGGGAAGAGGCUAUCCAACUAUGUGACGAACUGUAAAUGGUUCUACCAUGGUGGAAAUAAUCACAAUUUCCACCAUGGGUUCAAUAUAAAGACAAUUGUAUUGAUUAAUUCUAUUAUUAAAGUUACAAUUUCAUUCUCAUUGUAUGUUUUAUUUAUUUCCUAAUAAAAUAUGUCAUAUGUAAAUAUAAAUGUUUAAUGAAAACGGGGACCCAAAUGUAUAAUUGCCCCCUCUCGUUUACAGCUGCGGACACCUAUGGUUAUUCUCAUUUUAAUUAAUGAUUUUGUACGAUUUACAAUUAGUAAACAAAUGUCACAAACUGUCUGAUAGCGAAGAAAAUAAUUACUUACGUCCAUCAAGAAUAAAAAAAACUUAUCUUAAAACUGUUUCACAGUUUACUGAUCGUAACAGUGUGUGGUGCUGACCUUGAUUAGUAGCAAAAUAGCAAUUUUGUAUACGGCCUUGGGGGCCGGCUAAUCAAAAGUUAAAAUUGUGUCACGUGUCGGCGACUGAAGUUCGAAUCAGGCUCGACUGUAGCCGCUCGAGGAUUGGAAGUCCACAAGUGCAUAUCAUCCCCUCGCCUUUCGUCUUCGAGCUGGUUUUGUUGAGAAUUCUGCCCGGAUUCCGUCUUUUAAUAUGGCUCAAGAAACUGCUGGAACGGUUAUAAAAUGCCGGGCUGCGAUCGCAUGGGAAGAGAAGAAACCCUUGUCAAUAGAAACUGUGGAAGUCAGCCCACCCAAAGCCGGUGAAGUUCGCAUAAAAAUUGUGGCUACAGCAUUGUGCCACACAGAUGAAUAUACCUUGAGUGGAGCAGAUCCAGAAGGCACUUUUCCCUGCAUAUUAGGCCACGAGGGAAGUGGUGUUGUUGAAAGCGUUGGUGAAGGAGUGACUUCUGUGAAACCAGGUGAUCGUGUAGUGCCAUUGUAUAUACCUCAGUGCAGAGAAUGUAAAUUUUGCAAGUCUUCCAAAACCAAUCUUUGUAGCAAGAUUCGUGCCACUCAGGGCCGGGGAGUCAUGCCUGAUGGUACAACACGUUUUACAUGUAAUGGUAAACAGAUCUUUCAUUUUAUGGGCUGCUCUACCUUCAGUGAAUAUACUGUUGUGGCAGAAAUAUCUGUCACAAAGAUUCCUGAUGCUGCUCCAUUUGAUAAAGCGGCACUAUUGGGAUGCGGAGUACCAACUGGUUAUGGAGCUGCCCUUAAUACCGCUAAGGUAGAGAAAGGCUCAACAUGUGCCAUAUGGGGUCUUGGUGCAGUGGGUUUGGCUGUGGCAAUGGGUUGUAGAGCAGCGGGAGCCAAGCGUAUUAUUGGAAUUGAUUUGAAUGCUGAUAAAUUUGAAACUGCAAAAAUUUUUGGCUGUACGGAAUUUGUAAAUCCAAAGGAUUUGAACAAGCCAAUACAAGAAGCUCUUGUGGAGAUGACUGAUGGAGGUUUGGAUUACACAUUUGAAUGUGUGGGGAAUGUGAAUACUAUGCGUGCUGCUCUGGAAUCAUGCCAUAAAGGAUGGGGCGUGUCUGUUAUUGUUGGAGUUGCUGGAGCUGGUCAGGAAAUAAGUACACGUCCAUUCCAACUGGUCACUGGAAGAACGUGGAAAGGAACAGCAUUUGGAGGUUGGAAGAGCAGAGACAGUGUGCCUAAACUGGCUGAGGAAUACUUGAAUAAAAAGUUGUUAUUAGACGAGUUUGUCACCCACAAAAAACCUUUUGCUGAAAUUAAUGAAGCAUUUGAACUUCUCCGGGCUGGUAAAUGUCUUCGUGCUGUUAUUACAUAUUAGAAUGAUGGCACAAACUGUGCAAAUUCACAGCUCAUCUUGAAAAUAUUUUGCUAUUGUGUAUUAUACUCAUUAACACAAUGCCAUUGGUAUUUUGAGCAAGUUUGUAUUCUAAAAAAUAUUGAUAAUAAACUUGGGUUAAUAUUUACUUUGCAAUUCAUGUAGCAUUUUUUUCAUUGCGAAUAUUUUUUAAAGCUUUUACAUACUUAUAGCAAGAUGCACACACGCUUACUUCCAAAAUAGAAGUUAUCUUAGGUAUACAUUUUAUUUUUAUUUUCUUCCUAUUUAUACAAGCAUUUGAGGUUUCAACGAUUGAAUCAAGUAUAACAACACAUCUCUUCUAUCUAUUGUAUUGCCCUGUGAAUUAAUUCUUGGAAGCGGCACACCAAAUUUGAAAAUGCAAUAAUGCUUUCAAAUUUCCCACCGUUGCUCUCUUGGAUCUCCUUUGAGAUAAUCCAAAUAUUCCACUUACACUAGCAUGAGAUAAGAAGACCCAAUCUCAGCCAAAUAUGCUUUCUAGAACAAGUUAUAGAAAAGGGAAAAACCAUUAUAGGGUAAAAAAUCAAUGGACAUCAAGUAUCCAACAAAAGGUUCAUGAACAACAUAGUUCUCUUCAGAACUUAUGUAACAUGAAAGUGCAUCUGAAUAUCGUAGAAGUACAUCAGAAAAAAAUUGCAAUACAAAACAGAAAUUGGAUUUGUUUAAGAAUGUUUAUUUACAAGUAAUGUUUUUUUUUUUUUUCAUUGGAAAGAGAAGUAAAUAGAAAAUCAUCAGCUUGGGGAAAAUUCUCCUUAUGAAUAAAAACUUCAGAUUAAAAGAAGAGAAAUUUUGAAUACAAUAAUUUUGCCAAUCAUGACGUGCGGCACACAAACGUGAUUCCUCACUGCGCAAUACCUGAAUAAGAUCAUGGUAUCACAAAAUAAGAUCAUGGUAAAUACAAAGAGAAGUAGUACACCUUACCCUUGCACACAAGAUUCAAAAUGUGGCAAUAAGAAAGAGAGCACAAAUCAAAAACACCUUAGAAAAAGUUUGGUUGAAACUAUUUGAAAUGGAAAUGGGGAGGACAUGUUUUAUGUAUCCAACAAAAAUGUGGGACUCAUCAUUUAGCAUCACGGGACUGCAGGCACGCAGCAGGAAUGUAAGAAGACAAAGAAGAAGAUGGGCAGACGACUUCAAAAAGAUAGUGCCCAGAUUAUGGACAAGUGUGGCAAAAUGGAAAUACUGUAUAGGCCUGAAUUAUUCACAAAAACAGUCACUGCGAUAAGUAUACAAGUGAUGAAAAAGGGAAGUAGUGAUUAAUGAUUUCAAAUAACAAAUGGUGUUAAGAAUCAAGUGACUAGAAAUGGUAAUUAAAAAAUACUCUUUUCAAAGUGCUGCUCAAGAAUCAUUUUUCGAUGUAAGCUACCUACCUAGCUGGAGACCCUUCUCGACAUGGGAUGUUAAUGGCUAUUAUUACUGAUGAUAAUGAUAAUCUCUCUCUCUUAUGCAUGUAUACACUUACCAAGACUUCUUUUUCCAAAAUACCUCCUAGGCUACAAAAGAUCCCACUUGAUCUGUUUAAUUCAAGAUCUUCAAAAAAAUAAUGAACUUUAUAAAAGUUUUUCUUUCCUGGGGAAAGAAACUAAUGUUUUACAUUCACAUGAUGCUGUCAAGAGCACCACAUUAUUAGCUUCACUGUCACUUGAAAGCAAGAUGUGUACUGAAUAAAAUAAACAAGUACUUUGUGAUCCAGUGCAGAAAAAUCAAUUAAAUUGAAAUACUGUUUCACUCUAAGGUUUCCACAAAUGGGGUCGAUUUAUAUAGAAGCAAUUUCCUUAAGUUUGUAUUGGAUACAAAAAUCUGUUCUUAUCAAUGAAAAAUUUCUAAAUGAUUUCAUGAACUGGAAAUUGGAACCCCUCAAUCUAAUGAUCAGCGUGGCAUUAUUACUGAAAUUGCUAACAAUCUUGCCAAGAUCCAGCUCAGAUUUCUAACAUCUUAUGAAAGCUAUCUAGCUAUCUUACACCUAGUAGAUUCUUUAAAUAUAAUAGUUACAAUAGAAUUAUUAAAAUGUCUCUCAAUAAUUGUGCAGAUUUUACUGCAGAAGGACAUAAGUUAUUCGUAAAAUCAGUUUGUUACAUAGAUCAACCCAAUGAAGCAUUUAUUGAAAUUUAUUUAUUGUAUAAGUAAUUUUCAAUUUUAUAUUUACAAAUAUAUAUCGGAUUAAAAAGUGAAUUAUUAAAUGUAAAAAGACACUAAGUGUGUAAUGAAUUUAAUUUUUUCUGAAGUAGUCUUUCUGUUUAUUAUUGGGAACUGGAUUUAUAAGUACUACAAAGUAUAUUAAUCCCUCACAAGACUGUUUCUCUUAAUUCUUACAUGCAGUACAUUCAUCUGAUCCUUUACUCUGACAAUACUGCUCAAUGAUAUUUUGAAAAGUAUUAUUAUUAGUUUUGAUUCCACAAUGGAAUGUGUACAGUCAAAUACUCAUUGAUUAGCAUUAUACCAUGUUUGAACACAAUUGAAACUGAGAACCUCUUAAGUCACCUUCACACAAUCAAAAGGGGAGUUCAUUUCUCUUUCACAGCCCAUUUCAGUCAUUCAUCCCAUUCCAUGACUGAGUUCAAGUUACGUGCAUUAGCUUAUCAGCAUUACCAAUUUUGAAGUUGGACUUUAUGGCACAUAUUACUUGAAAUUAUUAUUUUUCUGUACAACAUCAUACACCAUUCAGUUAUAAGAAAUUUCUAUAAUGAACUACACACAUACAUUACAAAAUUAAAAAUUGAAUAUGUUAAGAUUAAUAUAGUAACAGACAACUAUUUCAAAUCAAAUAUGCACAAUUAGAAAUUAGCAGAAAUACUAAGCUUAUUAACAAAAUGGAAAAUAUGCAUCACAAAAUUAUGAGUAAUUAAAUGGAAAAAAGCACAUUCCAACUGGGCAAAUUUCUGACUUCAGGGGGGAACUUUGCAUUAAAAUCCAGUCCCUACUGAUUACUUACUAACACAGGCAAUUAUCUGCAAAAUAUUACAUUACACAUUAAUAAAUAAUAGAAAAAAUAAUGUUCUCAUAUGAGAGCAUACAGCUCAACAGAAUUAUUUUAAUUUUUAUACGAUUCACUAUCUUGCAAUAUUUGAAUCAUUGCUUUAAAUAUAUAGCUAAUCAUAUAAUCAAGA
Molecule: messenger RNA, 4995 nt
Organism: Gryllus bimaculatus (two-spotted cricket)
Lineage: Eukaryota; Metazoa; Arthropoda; Insecta; Orthoptera; Gryllidae
Source: the annotation of a GenBank genome assembly